GGCUAACACGUUGCUGCUUUCCUAGAAUCUAUAAAUUGUAUCUGAGAGAAGCUACCUCCUUUGAAUAUUGAUCUUGGUGUGAUCUUAACAUGGCGAGUUCCGGGUUGAUACAGAGAACAACAAUCAGGUGGUGACUCAAAACGGAGUUCUCAGAUAUUACAACUUCUUCUCCAGGAGGAUCCUAUCUUAAUUCGUCCCUUUAAAGGCCACAAAGCUGCAGUCACCGGCGUUGACUUCAGCCCGACCACCACGGCACUUGCCUCAUCAUCUUUGGAUAGGUUUCUUAUGAUAUGGAAUUUGAAGCCACAGUCCAGAGCUUUCAGAUUUGUGGGUCAUGUAGAAGCUGUGACCAGUGUACAGUUUUCACCAGAUGGGCAUCUCAUGGCAUCUGCUUCUCAGGAUCGGACUGUUAGACUGUGGAUUCCCUGUAUUCAUGGAGAAUCUUCAGUCCUGAAAGCCCAUACUGCACCUGUCCGUAGUGUGAACUUCUCACAUGAUAGCCAGUUCCUAGUUACAGCGUCCAAUGACAAAUCAAUAAAAGUAUGGAGUGUCCACCACCAGCGCCUUUUGUUUUCCUUAUCCCAGCACACACACUGGGUUCGCUGUGCCAAAUUUUCACCUGAUGGAAGAUUAAUAGCAUCUUGCAGUGAGGAUAAAACUGUUAAAAUCUGGGAUGCAGCAAAUAAAAUAUGCAUUGAUAGCUUUACAGACUAUGAAGGGUUUGCAAACUAUGUUGAUUUCAAUCCAAGUGGUACAUGUGUAGUUUCAGCAGGUUCUAAUCAUACAGUGAAGCUCUGGGAUAUUCGAAUGAACAAGUUGCUGCAGCAUUACCGAGUUCACAGAGGAGGAGUUAAUUGUGUAUCAUUCCAUCCUUCUGGUAACUAUCUCAUCACUGCUUCUACUGAUGGUACCCUUAAAAUUAUGGAUCUGUUAGAAGGAAGACUUAUAUAUACGCUUCAUGGACACAAGGGACCUGUGCUUUCUGUGGCCUUUUCCAAAGGUGGGGAAAAAUUUGCAUCAGGUGGAGUGGAUGCACAGGUAUUACUGUGGAAGACCAAUUUUGAUACAUUUAACUAUAAGGAAGUUCUUAAACAGCAUAUUAGAAGAAUACAUACUGAUGACCCACCUCACCUUCUUGAUAUUUAUCCAAGAUCACCUCAUCCCCAUGAUGGGCAAUCUCAGUCAAUUGAAAUAGAUCCUAGCUUUGAUGUGACAGAUACACAAACGCUUGACCCACCUGUUGUAGAUAUUAGUUCCUCCGUGUAUUUCAGUUCUCCGUCAAGGACAACUGGCUCUUCAAAUGGAAUUUCCCCAUUCAAAGAUGAUAUGAGUAGUGAAGAUCUGCGGUAUCGUCCUGCUUUGUUCUCACCCACAAGCUCAAGAAGGAGGCUGGAGGAUGAGGUUCAACCAGCUGUGUGUACCUUGGACAAGCGCAUAGGCAUCUCGCCAGCUCUGGGUAAUGCUUUAGAGCACAUUGUGGAGCAACUGGAUGUUUUGACUUUAACUAUUUCAAUCCUGGAGCAGCGACUGACUUUGACUGAAGAUAAACUGAAAGAAUGCUUAGAAAAUCAACACAAAAUGUUACUUCAAGCCAGGCAAGGAGAAUAAAAAGUACAAAUGUAUUUGAUCUGUACUGCUGAAUAUGUUUCAUACAUUCUCAGGGAACUAAUAAAUGAUGGUGCCUUAUUUAAUCUCACAAUAAGCAAAAAGGAAAUUUUAUGUCUUAUUUUAACCUAUUGCUGUAAGGAGAAAAAAGUGAAAAAGCACAUGCAUUAUAUUUUAAAAAUCACAGUGGAAAACUAACAUUUGGUUAACAUAUUUAAUAAAAUGUAGUUUAGCAGAAGAUUAAUACAGUUUUAAUACACAUUUUGGGUGACUCUUUGACAUCCAUAGAGUGAGGAUUUCACUCUUUAUUUUGUUUGUUAUCUCUCAACCUUUCAUCCUCAUUACAUUCUACCAGUUGGCAGCCUAUACUUAAAUAUUUUUCCAGGCCUAAGAAACUUUGUUAAAAGCACUGAACAACAAACUAUGCAAUUUUAGAUGGAAGGCAUUUAUUGUGGAAGGAGGUAACGCAGCUUUUUCAACCUAAGUGAGACUUACUUAAAAUGAAGUUCCCUUAAGAACAGCAGGUAGAAAUUGUACACAUAGAGAAGUGAUAGGACCUGCCCAACUCCUAAAAAAUUUCAGGGGGAUUUUAGGGAAUUGCGUUUUUUAAGGGUAAGCAGAUUUUUUAUUACAAAUAUGAAAUAUAGUCCCUCCUGCACCCCAAGCCUCUGCCCCUGCCUUGAGUCCCCUCCAAGAGACAGCACCCCAUACCUCCUCCUGCACCCCAACCCCCUGCCCCAGCCCUGAUCACCCUCCCAAAGCCAGCACCCUGUACCCCCUCUUGCACCCCAGCACUCUGCCCCAGCCUGGAGCCCUCUCCUGCACCCAUACUUCCUCCUAGAGCUUGAACCCCUCACCCCCUCCUGCACC
Molecule: messenger RNA, 2475 nt
Organism: Chelonoidis abingdonii (Abingdon island giant tortoise)
Lineage: Eukaryota; Metazoa; Chordata; Testudines; Testudinidae
Source: RefSeq, a predicted model, not a curated record